AAGCGUCGCGACGCUUUAGUAUAGUGCGGGCUGCGGACUGAAAUAAAUACGCGGCGUCGGUCGUAUCCAGACGCCAACGCGAGUUUUCAGUGAGUUUAGUUCUGGUUGCAGCGAAAUGCCUUAGAAAGAAGGCCCGAGCUGGGAAAGUCCAAAAGCGCGCUUCGCAGGAAAGAGCGCAUUUGAAGCACCGAAAACAUCGAUAUGGCUUCGAACGAAUCGGCCCUGAAGGAUCUGAUCCAUCCCUCCUAUAACGAACACCUCAAGUCUCACAAUGCCGUCACUUUUAAGCUCGUCAAAACCGUUUCAGAUUUCACUCAACAGCUCGGACAAAUGUACGAACAGCACGCUGAGGAAAUGCAGAUGUUGGUCGCUAACUUUCGGAAGCGAAACAACGAACUGCGCAAAGAACGGCCGGCGUGUCCCAGCUCAUUAUUUCAUACCUGGGAGGCUCUACUUCAGGAAGUCGAGAUCGAUUCUCAGGCUUUGGGUGAUAUCGCUUCCAUCCUUGGUCGCCAGGUGUCCCGACCAUUGCUGGAAAGAUCCUUCUACCGGAAAAUGCAAUCCAGGAAGGUUUUCGCACAUAGAGAGAGUUACGAGACUAUUAUUGCAAAGACGGAGGAAAAACUAGCCAAGACAAGACAAGAAUACAAGAAUGCUUACGUUUCCUACUUGGCUAGUCCGACGACUGAAAGUCUGAGUGCAUAUUUCAAUUCCCAUAAUGCGUACAUUCAACAGCUGCAUGCCACCAAUGGAAUGAUGGAGGAGUUUGGAAACGCCACUCUGCCAUCACUGUUGCAGGAGUUAGAAGAGAUCUAUGAAGACUUGUGCUCAACAGUGGCUGAUGCGGUUUUACAGGGUGCUGAAGUUGUAUCGUCUAGAGCAGUAGAGCAAACAAAACGCUACGAAACAUUGGCGAAUCAAUGCCGAACUAUAUCAGGAAACACUGAUCUGGCCCACAUGUCGCGCUCUUUACCCAUUCCUGCAGGCAGAGGCUCGAUUAUUAAGAGAAUUUUCGUGCCACCCCAACCUCCUGCAUCCCCGGAAGCCGCUGAGGGAGAGGUGGCCAAUGGACACAUCAACAACGAAAACAUCCCGCCACCAUUGAAAGACGAAUUAGUGAUAGAUCAGCUAUCGGCCGUCCAGAUCAAGCCUUCCCACGACGCGCUCAAGAAGGAGUCGGACGAUUUGAAAGUGCAAAUACGGCAGAUUCAGGACGCUUUGGACACGCUGUUGAGGAUCCAGCAGCGGUCGGUGGACGCGUCCCUUUACAAUAAAGCCAACGAACUUCAAGAGGACAUCUCGAUGAAGCGGUUCGACUUGAGGGUGGCUCAAAUACAUCUCAGCGCAAUUAAUGCACAGAAAGAACUGUUCACCCACAAGCUGGAAAGUGACACGGUUGCAAGUCGGGAACGGAAAAUGUCCGCGUCUUCGACCGCCAGCAUGAAGAACAAAUGGCUCAAAGCCUUCAAAAGUCUUAAAACCCCACCCCCUGAAGAUCCCAAACCUAAAAACCAAAUGUACCACGCCGUUUCAACAAUAAUGUCCAUGAGGAAAAACGGAGCAGCUGCUACCAAAGAACUGCUCAAAGGGGAUCCGGACGCUCACAAUUUCCAAGAGAACACGUACAAGAAAAUCACACCAUGCGAUGUUUGCUCACAGAUUUUACGAGGGCAUACCCGGCAAGGCCUAAAAUGCAGAAUAUGCAAGAUGAACGUCCAUCUCGACUGCCAAAAAGACGCCCAGAAAUGCCAGACGAAGGCCAAACUGCUGCGAAGACAAAAAUCGACGUCCGAAAUUGAAACCAGAGUGGCAGACGCCAAUCCUGAUGAUGAAAAUGUAACUGAAGGGGGUAUGCCGACCAUAAACCGACGAAUCUGCGCGAAACCGAUCGCCAACAGCCGCCUUUCCCCAUCAACUGAAGCAGUUCGUUUAGAACCUCCAGUUACCGAAGUGGACCAAAUUUACCAAGUCCUCAAGCAAGCGACGGAAAUUUCGAACUCCAGACCGCGAGUCAAUCUGGAAACGCCGGGAAUUUCGGUCGAACGAGGCUCGAAUCCUGGCAGCUCUAGCGGCUCUGGACAGAGCCUCAAUAAGGCCGUCCGAACGGGACUCACGCCUCAACCGGCUCGAGCGGGGGCCUCUAAUCUGGCCGUCCUCAAUCCAGUUCCCUGUUCCACUAGUUCAGCGCCCCAUUCGCCUCGUCGCCAAAAGCUCAACCUGCGCAUGAAGAGCUUGUCGCUGGAUUCUCCGGAAAGUACUGAGCACGCCCAGCGACGUCAGCGACAUGGAGCUAACGCGGCCAGCGAUCCCCAUUCUAAUCACAGCUCGUCGUCUAAGAUUCAGUCGCCUUCGAGUCCAGUGCACAACCGAAGAUUAUUAUCGGCGAAAAACAUCCGAAUGUCUUCCGUCGAGCUGCCGGAUGAAAAUGAGAAAAGUCCCUCAUCUGCCAGUACUUCGCCUUGUCCAAGUCCUGUUGGUAAGAAAUCGCACCGAUUGUUACCGACAAACCUCUACGUGGUGCUGUACAACUUCAAAGCCCGACAUCAGGAUGAAUUGGACUUAAAGGCCGGCUACAAAGUGACGGUGAUCGAGACAACUGAUCCCGAUUGGUGGAAGGGAAAGUGUUUUGGAAAAACCGGAUUUUUCCCUUCCAAGUAUGUGUCGAAAUUGUCGCCUGGAGAAAAGCCUUUGCAGGUAACCCACAAUCUUCAAGUAACGGACGGCGAUAAUGGAUUAAUGCUCCUGAGGGAUCAGAUUGUGAUCCAGAUUGGUGAGGAAAUUGAGGGCAUGGUGAUGAUCCGUUCGGGCGAUAACCGACAAGGAGUGUGUCCAGUGAAAUUUUUGCAGGAAGUGUGACAACGUAAUGAAAUAGCGUGUCAAGCCAAUAGUCCAUGCAAUUGCAGUAAGCCGCAGGAAGCCGCCAAGCAACCGGCUGCAGUUAAGCCGCCACAGACAUUGCGGAAAAUCUACUACCCAGCAGCGCAGCCACAAGUGCAGAUUUUCCGAAACAACAACAACACAUUUACGCGGCAGAGCGGCAAAAAGGACAACAAUUCGGGCAGCAUCUUGCGCUAUUAUUACAACAACUUCGCGAAAGGAAGAAAAGACACCAAUGUGUAUCAGAACGUGUUGGAACGGCGCAGGAAUGAGCUGGCCUUCCUGCAUGGAAAGGCGCCGUUUUCUUCCACGAAAAGACCGCUCUCCAUUCGACUAUCCACUCCGAAGCACGUCGCCAGCUUAUUCAACCGCUCGUUCACAUCGGAUUCGCAAAAAAGGCCGCUCUUGUUGCAGGGAUCCCCAUACAAUCACGAGUACCGGCCCACGCCCCAUUUCCAAAUAAUCGCCAACAAGAACGGCUUAAAAAUCUCCUCCAUCUACACCAUCAGUGAGAGCGUGGAAAAGUUCAGCUUGCACAGAAAGAAUUUAUAUAUUUCAUCCAACAGUAGGCCGCUUUUUGUUAGAAAGUAAAGUAUUUUCCCAUCACUGGACCUAUUUUUGUAUAUGUUAGACUAAGCCACACUGAAGUUGAGCGUAGCAGGUGCUUCUGCUGGUCGCCUCCACUUAUAACUAUGCUCAACAUCGAUUUUUUUUUUGAAAUCUACUGCACAAACGGGAAUUGUUCGGGGCUAAAUGCAGUUUUUUAAAUUAACAGACAGUACAAACCAACCACUUCUGCCAGCACAAGCGUCUGCUAUUCUAGCAAAUAUAUUUUCGUAUAAAUAA
Molecule: messenger RNA, 3723 nt
Organism: Dendroctonus ponderosae (mountain pine beetle)
Lineage: Eukaryota; Metazoa; Arthropoda; Insecta; Coleoptera; Curculionidae
Gene: Stacl
Exons: 20
Coding region: 202-2856 (884 amino acids)
Biological process (GO): positive regulation of voltage-gated calcium channel activity; positive regulation of protein localization to plasma membrane; skeletal muscle contraction
Cellular component (GO): extrinsic component of cytoplasmic side of plasma membrane
Molecular function (GO): protein binding
Source: RefSeq, a predicted model, not a curated record